AUGGCUGCCACAGAGCCGAAGAGGAGGGGGUUCCGGCAGAGGCCCCCCCCCUUCCUCAAAUACCUGCAGAGCAUCCUGCGCAAGUACCCAGAUGGGGGGCAGAUUCUGAAGGAGCUGAUCCAGAACGCGGAUGAUGCGGGGGCCACGGAGGUGAUCUUCCUGUGCGAUGAGCGCCACUACGGGACCCAGAGCCUGGCCGCAGAGGGGCUGCAGCGAGCGCAGGGCCCGGCGCUGGUGGCCUACAACGACGGGCUGUUCUCAGAGGCCGACUGGGACGGGAUCCAGAGCACGGGCGACAGUCACAAGCUGCGCGACCCCGGCACCGUCGGCCGCUUCGGCCUGGGCUUCAACUCCGUCUAUCACCUGACAGACCUGCCGGCGGUGCUGAGCGGCCCCUGGCUGGGCGUGCUGGACCCGCAGCGGGUGGCGUUGGCGGACGGCGGGCAGCAGUGGCACCUGGAGGAGGCGGGGGAGCUGGCCGACCAAUUUGCGCCCUUCUGGGGGGCACUGGAAGUCAUGGGGCACGGCGAGGGGUCCCCGGCGGCCGGCCGCUUCCCCGGCACCCUUUUCCGCUUCCCGCUGCGCCACGAACCCUCCGGCAUCUCGGACAACCUGUACAGCCCCGAGCGCGUGCGCCAGCUCUUCCUGGCCUUCAUCCACGACGCCCCCACCUGCCUCCUCUUCCUCCGCCACGUCCGGCGCCUGGCCCUGAAGAUGGUGGAUGGCCAGGGGGCCACGACGGAGCUGCUGGAAACCACAGCCGCCCCGCGCCCGCUCAACGGGCCAGGCUCGGUCCAGGACGAUGUGGCCGCUGCGGCGCUGGCCACUGCAGCCUGCAUCAAGGCCGUGGCUGCGCACGGCACGGCCGCUGACGGGGACGCAGAGCGCGAGUGGCUGGUGGUCUCGGCCGUGCCGAUCGAAGGUGCCUUCCCGGAGCUGGCGGAGCUGGCGGGCGCGCUGGGGAGCUUGCCUGGCGUGGCUUUGGCGUACCCGCUGCGGGGCGGCUGUGCUGGGCACCUCUGCUGCUUCCUGCCGCUGCCAGCCACGGAGGAGAAUGCCACAGGACUGCCCCUCCACAUCAACGCCCCCUUCCACCUGACGGACGACCGGCGGCACGUCCAGUGGGCUGAAGAAGACUGCAGCCGGGACCACGCCGCCCGGUGGAACCAGCUGCUGACCGAGGCGGUGCUGCCGCUCGCCUACCGCCAGGCCGUCGUGGUGGCGGCAGCUUGUCCCGGCGACCCCUAUGGCGCCUGGCCCGACCCAGAGCUGAGCCGGCACCAGCAGCGCUACCGGAGCCUGGCGGAACGGAUCUGCCAGCAGCUGUGGGGCAUGGAAGCCCUGGUGCCAGCCGGCCAACCCGGCACACGCCGGCUCCGAGCCACGGACGCCGUGUUCCUGCCGCAGAACGGGGCCGGCGAAGCCACGCUCCGGGUGCUGGAGGACACCCUGGUGCAGGCGGGCGAGCCGCUGGCCACGGUGCCAGCCCACGUGCGCCGGGCGCUGGCCGCGGGCGGCCCGGCGGUGAAGGAGGCCACUCCGGCCUAUGUGCGAAAGGUCCUGGGCCGUGUGGGGCCUGCCCGAUACCCGGCCGACAAGCGGCAGCUGCUGGAGUACGUGGCUGGAGACAAGCACUACGGGGAACUGGCGGGCCUGGAGCUGCUGCCACGUGCUGAUGGGGGCUUUGCCUGCUUUGGGGGUGCCAGCGGCACGGUCUAUGCCGACAGUGAGGCCUUCCCCAGGAUCCUGCUCCCUGGCCUGGCUGACAGUUUUCUGCCGGAGGAUCUGACGCCCGCCCUGCUGAGUCACCUGCACUGGAUCGCGGAGCAGGGGCUGUUCAGGAACCUCGUCUCUCUGGACCUGGCUGUCAUUAAGCAGAACCUGAAGGCCGCCCUCCCCGCAGACUGGUUCAAAGGCGGCUCUGCCCACGUCACUUGGUGCCCGGGCGACCACCCUCGCCAGCCUCCCCGCCAGUGGCUGGCUGCCUUCUGGGACUUCCUACAGCACCAUGUCCGGUCCCUGGCGCCGUUUGAGGGCCACCCGCUCGUCCCCCUCACCCCCCCGGGCAAGGGCGCCCGUAGCCUCCAGCUGGCGCGGCUCUCGCCCACGCCUACGCUGCUCUUCCGGAGCUGGGAGGGGCGCAGCCUCACUGAGGAUGAAUCUGGCGUUCUGGAGGCUCUGGGCUGCACGGUGAUCCACAGUUGGGACCAAGCGCUCUGGCACCGGCAGCUGAUAGACUACGUCCUGGGGCCCACGGCUGGCAACGCGCUGAGAGCCUUCGACCACCUGGGCGUGGUGGGCGUGGCUGCCCGGCUGCGCUCCCUGCCCCCAGAUCGCGGCAGGAUCCUCUGCCAAUUUCUCUCCCAGGCGCCCGCUUCCUCCCUCUCCGACCGGGAGGCCGUGGUGCUGGGCAGCUUGCCCAUCUUCCAGAAGCUGCCCUCCAUCUUGCCGCCUUGCCCAGCCGGGCUGGUGGCAGCUGGCAGCUACCAAGCUUUGGAGAGGAGCACGGUGCCGGCGGUGCCCGAAGACCUGGUGCUGCCGGAGCCGGUGCUGCAGUGCCGGGACGAGGCGGACCGCCGGCUUUUGCUGCAGAGCCGGGACAGGCUGCUUGGCGCGGCAGAGCUGGCGUUGCUGGCGGUGAGGGCGGUGAAGAAGGAGGUGUACGCCAAGCAGGCGCCGGACGCCGAGCGGCUCAUGCUGUGGGUGCUGCGGCACGGGGACACCCUCUUCGGGCACAGCAAGAAGCUGCAGACGCUGUGCGAGGAGCUGGCCUUCAUGGACCGCGGCGGGACCCUGGCACGUGCCAACGAGCUCUUCGACCCCCAAAACAUGAUUUUCCGGGCCUUGCUGGGCCCCCGGUGUUUCCCACCCAUGGCUUUCCGGGAGGCGGCCGUGCUCCGGUCCCUCUGUGCCCUGGGCCUGAAGACCAGCGAGACAGCCAUCACCCCGGACCACAUGCUAGAGGCUGCCCAGGAGGUGGGCCGGCUCCAGCAGGGCAGAGAUGCCCCCGGGGCCACGGCCAAAUCCCGAGCGUUGAUUGACCUGUGCAACCGGACCUCCGUGCUGGGCCGCUUCUGCCAGAAGAAGCUGCAGCGGCUGCGGGACCUGGCCUGGGUGCCCGCCACCGACCCGACCGAGCGCCAGCCGAAUGGACCUUUCCUUCCCCCGGAGAGGCUGCGAUCGGCCCGUUACGCCGGCCUGGCGGGGCUGGCGAUGCCGCUGACGGAUGCCUUCAGAGAGCCGGCCGAGGAGAAGUUGGGGUUGAGCCGGCCGCCCCCCCCGGAGAAGGUGCUGGUGAACCUGCUGCUCCUGGCACAGGGGGACCAGCCCAAGGACACCAGGACGCUGCUGCCGAAGCUUCACGUCGUCUACCAGCACAUGCAGCAGAAUCUGAGGCAGUUUCAGGUGGCGUUGUCCCAAGCUGUCGUCUGGACCGGCAAUGGAUUCUCCGUCCCAGCCAAGGUGGUGCUGGCCUACCCUGCUGGCCUGGACUUGAGCUGCCUGGUGCCGAGGGUCCCCCAGGAGCUGCUGCCUUACCGCCGGCUCUUCCUGGCCUGGGGGGCGCGGGAUACAGUGGGCGAGGAGGAGCUGAGCCAGGCCCUGUGCCGGCUGGGGAAGGAGAUCGAGGGCCGCGCCGGAGGUGGCACCGAGGCAGAGCUGCGGCUGACCGUGGCCAUCCUAGACUGGCUGAAAAGCAGAGGGCACCAGGGCGACAGAGACCUGCCAGUGCCAGUGCAGGCUCCGGGAGGAUCCGGCUUCACUCUGCGUCCAGCCUCGUUGGCCCUGUAUUGCGACAUUGACCGGGCCAGCCUGGCAGAUCUGGAAGGUGACGACGCAGAGUUGGCCGUGGUGCAUGAGGCGGUGGCGCCGGCUACGGCCACCUUCCUGGGGGUGGCGCUGCUGAGCACGCGGGUGCUGCAGCCGCAGCUGUUUGAGGCGUGGGGGCCCUCGGAGCCCAUCACCACGCGGAUCUGGAACAUCCUGCGGGAGUAUACGGAAGAGGCCGACCUCUUCAAAGAGCUGAUCCAGAACGCGGAGGACGCCGGUGCCAGGGCAUGCUCUUUCCUGCUGGAUUUGCGGUGCCACGGUGGUGGCACGGCCGGGCUGCUGGAUCCCGGCAUGGCCGCCUGCCACGGCCCGGCCCUCUGGUCCUACAACGAUGCAGCCUUUACCGAGGAAGACUUAGUCAACAUCAUCCGGGUGGGAGCCGCCACCAAGGAAGGGCAGGAGGGCAAGAUCGGCAAGUUCGGUCUGGGCUUCAACACCGUCUACCACGUGACCGAUGUGCCCUCGGUGCUGAGCGGCAGCAGCCUCUUGAUCUUCGACCCCAACGUCACCCACCUGCGGAAGCACAUCCCCAACCCAGCCUGCCCCGGCAUCCGGCUGGACCUGCGCCAGCGCCCGGCCACGCUGACCACCUUCGCCGAGCAGUUCCGGCCUUACCGGGGCUUGUUUGGGUUCCAAACGCAGGAGCCGUUCGACUUCCCGGGGACACUCUUUCGCCUGCCUUUCCGCACCGAGGAGGAGGCCCGGGAGUCGCGGAUCAGCCAGGUGGCUUUCAGCGUCGACCGGGUCGAGAGGCUCCAGAGCGGCUUCCGGGACUUUUGCCACCUCUUGCUGCUCUUCCUACGUGGGGUGCGGGAGGUGUCGCUGAAGCGCCUUCCCAACCAGGCCCCCUCCCCGGAGGCCACCCAGUCCCUGGCCACGCUGUGCCGCGAGCAGAUCAAGAGUCUUGAGGAUGCUGGAGAUUCCAGGAUGGGCCAGUCCAGCAUCGAACAACUGACGGUACAGUGGGAGUCGGACAUCACCAUCAGCCACUACCUGGUACACACUGCCCAGGGCACCGGAGAGUCCUUGGUUCUGUUUCAGCAGGGGUUGCGUGACGGGACCCGGCCCUCGCCCCCCAGUGCUGGAGUGGCUCUGCCGCUCGCCCGCACUGAGCCGGGGAAGUGGGCUCCACAUCUGGAUGGCUUUGAAGGGCGCGUCUUCUGCUUCCUGCCCCUGCCCGUUGCCUCCGGCCUCCCGGUUCACCUCCACGGGGCCUUCGCCGUCCUCUCCAAUCGCAAAGGACUCUGGGAUGCCACAGUCAAGGGCGAGUGGAACUGGGCGCUGCUGCGCGACGCGGUGCCGGCUGCCUGGCUCCAAGCGCUGAGCCUGCUCCGAGACAUGCACCGGGAGGGUGACCUGGAGGACUACGAAUACCACACCUUCUGGCCGGACGCCGGCAAAGCCAGGCAUCCCUUCACCGAGGCCGUGAAGGCCUUCUACCACGCGCUGGCCGAUGGGCGGGACCUGGCGCUGUUCUCUGACGGCUGGCGAUGGUGCACCAUGAACAACGCCCGCUUCCUGGACUCCACCAUCACCCAUAACACGCGGGUGGGGAAGACAGCUGCGAAGGUCUUUGCCACCUUGCUGCCGGAGCCCCUCCUGGCCGUGCAGCUGCCGAACUGGGUGAGAUCUGGGUUCCAGGCCAGUGGCCAGGAGGACACCCUGCUGCCCAACACCUAUGACUGGGUGAGGUUCUACCAGAAGAUCGUGUUUGCCAACAUGGGCACGCUGGACGCACCCGACCGUGACGCCUUGAUUCUUCACGCCCUGGACAUGAGCGAUGCCACGGUAGACCAGCUGCUGGCCUCUGUGUCCUGCAUCCCUACCACCCCCCGAGGGCAGUUGCAGCCCAUCAGGAAGCUGGUGCACCCCCGGGGCAGAGCCGCCUUGCUGUACGACCCCCAGGACGGGCGCUUCCCCACUGGGACUGGCUUCCUGGCGCCGGAGAGGCUGCUGCGGCUGGAGGGGCUGGGCAUGGCCAAGGACGUGGUGCCGAUGAAGGAGCUGCUGGAGCGGGCCCGCACCGUGCAGGCUGUCUGGCAGCGUGACCAGCGGCAGGGCUGUCAGCGAACCUGCUGCAUCCUGGAGCUGCUGGAGCAGCUGUUGGAACAGGGUUUGGACAACACUGCCCAGGUGGCCUUCCGUGCCAUCCCCUUCCUGCCGGCUGCCUUGCCUGGUGCCCGCCAUGAGCUCUGCCGGCCCACCGAUCUCUACCACCACAAGCACAGGAGCCUGGUGGGGCUGAUCCAACCCGUCCUGGCCGGCAAGGACCUGGGAGGGGACUGCAGGUUCUCCAAGACGCUCCAGGACUUCCUGGGGCUGAGCCGCAAGCCACCGGCCGGCAUGGUGCUGCGGCAGCUGGCGGAGGCGUGCCAGGGCUCCAACGCCCUGCCCAAGCUGGAGCUGCAGGAGACCGCGCGGCAGUGUUACGCCUACCUGGACAAGCUGCUGAGCGAGCAGCCCACAUGCAAGGAGGAGGUAGCUGAGAAAGCUGUGGCAUUCUCCUUUGUCCUGGUGGGGGCGCACUUUGUGUCGGUGAAGGCAGUGGCCCGGGAGCUGUCAUUCGAGGCCUCCCCGUAUCUCCACCAGCUGCCGCAAGAGUACUGGGGGUUCAAGGCGCUGUGGGGGUGCGUGGGGCUGCAGGAGACCUUCGCCUUGGAGAACUACACGUGGGUGCUCCGGGACCUGGCCGGGAAGACAGCUGGGCGGAGUCUGUCCCCAGAGGAGCUGCAGUUGGUGCUGAGGCUAGUGACCAUCGGGCUGAUGGAGAAGUCGCCGGAUCGGCAGCCGGUGGGCGCUUACGAAACUCAGGGCAUCUACUUCCCGGAUCAGCAGGGUGUCCUGCGCCCGGUGGCCAAGUUGCACUUCGAUGACACACCCUGGCUGCCCCGGGAGGAGGGGACGCCCUUGUGCCACGGCCGGAUCCCCCGGGAGGUGGCACUGUGCUACGGCGUGCCCACCACCAGGCACCGGGCGCUGGUCCAGGGGAAGAUCCGGGGGCUGGAGCUGGCACCGUGGGCGUCGGAGUUCGGCGCCCGGGAGGAGCUGACCGUGCGGCUGCAGAACAUCCUGCGGGAAUACUCCUCGUCCUCCCGCGACGUGCUGAAGGAGCUGCUGCAGAACGCUGACGACGCCGGUGCCAGCCGGAUCCACUUCGUCUGGGACCGGCGCCACCACCCCACCCAGCGCAUCAUCUCCGAGGAGUGGGGUGGCCUGCAAGGCCCCGCCCUCUGCGUCUACAACGACAAGCCCCUGACGCAGGAGGACAUCGAGGGCAUCCAGCGGCUGGGCGUGGGGGGCAAAGGUGGGCGGCAGGACAAGACGGGCAAGUACGGACUGGGUUUUAACGCUGUCUUCCACCUGACGGACUGCCCUGCCUUCAUGACGGGCGACAGCGCCCUGGGCGUCUUUGAUCCCCAUCUCCGCUAUGUGCCCACAGCCAACGAGCAGUACCCGGGCGCCAUGUUCAGCGUCAACGGGGACUUCAAGAAGACCUUCCCCGAUGUCUACACCACCUUCCUACCCGACCUCUUCGACCUGAGCCAGGGCGUGCUCUUCCGGCUGCCGCUGCGGACGGCGGAGGGCGCGGCUGGCUCGCGGGUGUGCCCGCGGGUUAUCCACGAAGAGGUCCUGGAGGAGAUGCAGGAGGCGCUGGCGCAGGAGGCCGAGAGCUUGGUGCUGUUCCUUCGCCAUCUGAGGACCGUCGUCUUCUCCGAGAUCACCGAGGGCGGGGUGCAGCCGCGGGAGCUGCUGCGGGUGGAGACGGAGAUGGAGGAAGGCAGCCUAGCACUGCGAAGGGCAUUCCAGGAGCGGCUGAGCCAAAUGGCUGUGUCGGGCAGCGAGGAGGCCACGCCGGUGAGGGUGGUCUACACGAUGAAAGUCAGUCACGGCCGCUCUCGGCCUCCCACCAGCUGGGGAGUAGUGUGGCAGGCCGGGGUGGACGACGCAGCCAAGAAGGAGUGUCCAGACCCGGAGCGCCUACCGUACGGCGCCGUGGCCGCCUGCCUGGACGCAGUCCUGCCUGGCAGGGCCUUCUGCACCCUGCCGCUGCCGCUGGAGACCGGCCUGCCCGUCCACAUCAACGGCAACUUCUCGGUGGACUCGGCUCGCCGCGACCUGCACAAAGAGGACGGCGGGAGCCGGAACACGGCCUGGAACGGUUUCCUGAUGCAGUGGCUGCUGGCCCCGCUCUAUUGCCGGCUGCUGGAUUGGCUGCGGAAGAAGCUGGGGGAGGGGCUGCGCUUCGUGACACUGCAGGCCUGCUUGGAGAUGCUGGAGCCAAAAUAUCUCAGAUACUUCCCAGCCGUGAGGGAGCGCGUGCCCCCGCCCUGGCACCAGCUGGUCAAACGGGUCUACGAGCUCAUUGCGGAGAUGCAGCAGCCCCUGAUACCCAUUUACCAGACAGAGACCAUCCGCCGCCAUGUGCACAGUGUGGAGAUGGUGAGAAUCACAUGGACUGCGACCGGUCAGGGCCACGUGCUCCAGGAGCCCUUCUUCCUGCAGGAGGAGGCCCAUGACUCCAUGAGCCGUGUCCUCCAAAGACUUGAGAUGAAGCUCGUCCCGGCCUUCCACAGCCUCCGACAGAUCCACGCCGAGUUCACCCGGGCGGGCGUGAAGGUCCUGACCUUGAAUCCUGGAUCUCUCCGCUGCUUCCUCAAAGCGCUGCCUCUGGACCCGCCCUGUCGGGUCUCGGAGACGCCCCUGAAGGACCAGUCCAGCUGCCGCCGCCUCCUAGAGUUCUGCCUGGAGGAGCUGCAGAUAGGGGACGUCGUGGACCUGGAGGGGCUGCCACUCUCCGUGACCCACGACGGCAUGCUGCGGCCGUUCAGCACCCGGGAGCCGGUGUUCCGGAACAGAGCCCACUGCCUCUUCCCGCGGCAGCAUCACCAAUUCCUCGCCUACCACGUCAGCCACAAGCCGCUGCUGCUCCAGGCCGGCUUCCUGAAGGCAUUCACCCUGCAGGAGGCGGCCAGGUUCAUCCAGGAGGUGCUGGGGCAGCCGGACUGGGAGGCCCAGUCGGCAGAGUCCCGGCAGUGGCUGAAAGAGGUGUGGGAACUCUUCAACCACAUGAUCUAUGAGGCCAGUGAACUCAAGAAAGAAGUCAUGAGCAAGGCCUUCAGAGAGUUGGUCUCCCUCUUCGAGUACUCGGCCAUCCUCCCCAUCUGCAGCGACCAGCCUGGAGACGAGCGCCUGGUUCCUCUGGUCUCCCUGCCCAGCAUCAUCCAUGGGUACACCAGCGAGGUGGAAAACUCUCUGGGCAAGCUUGGCUUUGCCAAGCUGGAUAUCCUGAUGAUCCCCCAUGAUAUCCGCUUCCACUGCAUCCGCCCACACCUGCUGCAAACACACGACCCCGUUUCGGUGCUGAAGCAGCUGGCCGCUAGGACUGGUCUCCGUUGGGAUGAGCUGAAGUCCUAUGAGACCUUCGGGCUGUUGAGGUUCCUCACGCAAAAGGUGGAGGAGCUGGCGCAUGACCUGCUGGCUCAGCUCCAGUCCCUGCCCUUGUUCCAGACGCAUCAGGGGACGUGGGUGGCGCUGGCCUUUUACCACAACGUCUACAUCCUAGAGACCAAGUUUCCCAAGCUCUCGAAGGACUUCCAGGCCUUGUACCAGCUGGACCAGCAGACAGUCUUGCUCCAGGACAACGAUCUCCAUCAGGGGCUCUCCAAAAGUCUUGGCAUUGGCGUCUUGAAUGAUCUGCAGCAAUUCAUCCGCCAUCUCCUGCCCCGUCUGCCCCGUCUCCCAGAAUCCCAGCUGCUUGAGGCCUUAAGGCUGCUCUUCACCAUCCAAAGCCAGUACCGGGAGGAGUACCUGGCGGAGAAGAAGACCAUCGUCUCGGCCUUCGGGCCCGUCAGCUUCAUCCGGGACAAGCAGGGGGUCCUGCACCCAGCUUCCUACUUCUACGACAGAGAGGUGCUGCUCUUCCAGACGCUGCAGCUCGACGCCAGGUUUGUGCCCGACGCGUUCUUCCAGGAGGUGAGGGUGGAGAAGUUCACGGUGAACUCCUUCCUGCGGGAUGUGGGCAUGAAGUGGGAGAUCUCGGAGGACGACUUUGUGGAGUUUGCCACGCGGAUCGAGCGUCAGGCGGGGCAGGAAGGUGCGGCGGCCGGCGACCUCCCCGACCAGCGGAAGGCGCUUCUGUCGCAUCUGCUGUCCCAGCCCAGUGACUCCCUGUCGGACCGCUUCCUGGAGAGAGUCUCGUCCAUCCGCUUCCUCACCCCACGGAGGGUGCCGGACGAUCUGAGGAACUUCCAUCCACCCUGCGUCCUUCAGACACAGCCCGUGGCCCCCAAGGGUGCUCUGGUGGUGCCACGGAAGGAGGAUGUGGCCCUGGUUUGGACGUCGGCUGUGAUCCUUGCCCUGCCCUUCGUCCCUUGCAUGAAGAACGCCCGGUCCGUGCUGGAGCGUCUGGGAGUGCUGCAGGCCGUGCCAGCCCUGGUGGUCCUGGACAACCUGAAGAACGUGUGCCAAGCGCGGUGUGAGACCAAGGAAGGGUGGGAAACCCGGACCCGUGUCUUCAUGCAGACAUACGGCUACCUGGAGCGCGACUUGAGGGGCUUCAACGCCGACUGCCUGGCAGGGCUGCCGGUGGUGCUGGUGAAGGAGAAGCAGGUGGCGGAGGCCAGCCAGGUGGUCUUCUCCUUGCGGCAUGAGCAGGAGUUUCGGCCCUAUCUCUACACCGUGCCCCCGUUGGUGGCUGUCUACAGCGAGCUGCUGCAGAAGCUGGGCGUGGAGCAGGAGCCCUCCGUCCGGCACUACGCCCGGGUGCUGCGCCGGAUCCACCAGGAGACCCAAGACAAGGAAACCCUGCAGCCCAACCUCACCAAGACCGUCCAGCGGGCCACCCAGCAUCUCUUCCAGCUGCUCAGCCAAGGGAAAGCGGACUUUUCCGGGGUGGAAGAGCUCCAUCUGCCUUGCACCGAUGGGAAGCUCUACCGCUCCAAUACCCUGGUCUUCAGCGACUGUGCCUCUGCCGACGUUAGCCAAGCCUUGGGGAGCACCUUCCAUUUCCUGGUGGACCUCUCCAGAUGCCACCUGCCCUCUCCAGAAUACGACCCCUGGAAGCUGGUGCGGCAGCUGCCCCAGCCCCUGAGGCCCCAGCUCCUGUCAGAGAUCACGGAACUGCAGCUGGAGGAGGCCUCUCUAGAGCUGUGCCCUUACCGCGAGUUCUGCGAGAGGCGGAACCAGCUACAUGGCAUCCUGGUGUCUCCUGAAUUCCGGGAGGGCUUGGCGGCACUGCUGAGGUGGCAGAGACGGGACGAGGACGAAGAAGCGGAAAUGGCCAGGAGGGAGCGGGAGGUGGCUUUCUCUGCCGAGCGGCUGGAGGUGGUGUGCUGUGAGAAGAUCCAGACAGUGAUGAUGCACGGCGGGAAGCGGCUGGAGGGGAGCCAAGACUCCCAGGUUGUCCAUGUGGUCCUGCAUGCCGACGGGAGGCGCCGGGUCUACCUGCUGCACCAGGAGAGGAUGGAUAUGGGCCUGUUAGUCCAGAUCCUGGGCAGCCUGGCCCAGGAGGUGGACAGUAUUAUGGGAGGGAUGGUGCGUUGGAAAUCCAUGUCAAUCCUCAUGCAGAUGUUGGCCUGCAAGGACCCCGGCGAAGUGCUCAGCGUGCUGGAGAGGAAUGGGGUGCCCUUGCAACCCAGCACCCACCCCGACGCCUACACCCUGCCCAGCCCCGGUACGGAGAUCCCCCAGGAGUGGUAUGACAGCCUGGACAUGAGCAUCCUCAACACCUUCGCCUCGGGUGACUACGUGGGUUACCUGGACCCGGCGGCACCCGAGGAGCGCUACCAGUACGCCGUGGUGCUGGAAGUCCUGCCGGAUGGCACGGUGCCCAUGUACCGCAUCGACCUGGGAGCCGGGCGCCAGGAGGAGGUGAGCGCCAACGACCUGUAUCAGUUCAAGAGGAUCCAGGUGAAUGGCCGUGGCCGGGCGCUGGUGCCGGUGCCGGACCAGCAGCGGCAGCAGGAGAGGCAGGAAGCGUGGUACCGCCAGUCGCUGGGGCAGGUGAAGGAGGAGGUGGACACCUGCAUGGCCAAGAUCUGGGAGCUGCCCGAGGGGGAGCGGCGGAAGGCGAUCCGGCGGCUCUACCUUCGCUAUCACCCCGACAAGAACGUGGGGCAGGAGGAAAUGGCCAACGAGGUCUGCAAGUACCUGCGGGAGAGGAUCCAGGAGCUGGAGGAGGGCAGGAAGCCCCGGGCAGCAGGCAAUCCCUGCAGCCCCCAGGCCUCGGGCGGCUGGCACCAUUCCAGUAGCCACCGGGGCUUCUCAGCCUCGUGGGACGAAUGGGACGGGGAGGCCAGGCGCCACAGGCAGAGCCGCAGGGAGUUCACCGGCCAAAGGGACCAUGGUUUCCACUACGAUUUCUGGUCGUAUCACCGGGCCAAGGCAGCCCGGCGUCCCCAAGCCGAGGAGGCCGGGCGCUGGCUCCGGCAGGCCCAGAGCGACCUGCGGGCGGCUGGCCAUGACGUGGGGCAGCGCUGCACCAACUGGGUCUUCUACAAGGUCCACCGUACCGUGGAGAAGGCCCUGGCGGCUGCCGUGUACGACCGGGGGGAGCGCUUCGAGCGGGAGCAGACGCUGGCCUCGCUGGCGCAGAAGGUGGCAGCCUACGACCCUGGGCUGGAGGGGCUGCCGGCACAAGUGGCUGAACUGCGCCGGCACGGCGUGGACGACAAGACCACGCAGUAUCCCAGCUACCACCCCCCGCCCACCAUCCCCAAAGACGCCUUUCCGGCCGGAGAGGAGCAGGAGGUGCUGCGGCUGGCGCAGGGUCUGCUGGAUGUGGUGCAGGCGCACGUGGCCAGGCACUGA
Molecule: messenger RNA, 12636 nt
Organism: Emys orbicularis (European pond turtle)
Lineage: Eukaryota; Metazoa; Chordata; Testudines; Emydidae
Product: sacsin-like
Exons: 7
Coding region: 1-12636 (4211 amino acids)
Source: RefSeq, a predicted model, not a curated record